This is a messenger RNA of Balaenoptera acutorostrata (minke whale), 403 nucleotides long. RefSeq lists its product as uncharacterized. The record is from RefSeq and is a predicted model, not a curated record. Lineage: Eukaryota; Metazoa; Chordata; Mammalia; Artiodactyla; Balaenopteridae. The transcript is spliced from 3 exons. Bases 116 to 385 code for a protein of 89 amino acids.
UUUGACCGACUCAGCAAGAAGGUGGAUUUUCCUUGUGUCUAAAGAGAAAAAAAUGUCCCCGUGUCUGUAGAGAUGCUUUGCAGUUCAGCCCGGCUGAAGCUGACCGAAUGAGACUAUGGGCUGUGCCUCUGCGAAGCAUGUUGCCACUGUUCAAAAUGAAGAGGAAGCCCAGAAAGGGAAGAACUACCAGAAUGGAGACGUGUUUGGUGAUGAGUAUAGGAUCAAACCGGUGGAAGAGGUCAAAUACAUGAAAAAUGGGGCAGAAGAGGAGCAAAAAAUAGCAGCCAGGAACCAAGAAAACUUGGAAAAAAGUGCCAGUUCAAAUGUAAGACUUAAAACUAAUAAAGAGAUUCCGGGAUUAGUUCAUCAACCUAGAGCAAAGUAAGUUCUAGUUCCUAUUUUC